GAUCUCCCAGGUGGCGCUUCCAUUCCACUUCCUUAGCGAGAUGUACACAUUCCUUCCACCACUGAAUAAGAAAUUAAGUCAACUGCAGUAAAAUGAUGUUUAAAGUAAAAAUUCUUGUAGUUGGACCUUGCGAGAGUGGUAAAACUGUGUUAUCGAACUUUUUGGCAGAUGCAACAGAUACUUCGAGUGGGGAAUACCAUCCAACACAGGGAUGCAGAAUUUUAGAAUUUGAAACAAACAACUUCAACAGUCGACAGAACAUAGAAGUGGAGUUAUGGGAUGUCAGUGGUGACAAAAAAUUUGAGUCAUGUUGGCCAGCAAUAGCAAAGGAUACCAAUGGAGUUUUAUUUGUAUAUAACCCUGAUCAGUCAAAUCAUGGACAAGAUUUAGCAAAAUGGCAUGAGUGUUUUGUACAGAAUCAGGGUUUAAAAGACAGUCAAUGUGCUGUAUUUGCACAUCACAAACCUGGUGCCUCCGACAGAGAGCGCACAGAACUCUCUGGAUCAUUUAGCAAUUUAUCAGUAGUACAGACAAACAUAGAAGAAGAUGGGGAAGCUGUUAGAGACAGUUUUAAUAAGUUUUUAUCUGGUUUACAAGGAAUUAUGUCAACUAACCGAGAGCAAGAGGAACUUAGCAUAAUGAAUCAAAGAUAGUUUUUCAUUUGUUUAUUUUAUAUGUAAUUAAUGUAUUAAAUGUUAUUUGUCUAAACAA
Messenger RNA from Mytilus californianus (California mussel), 711 nucleotides. Its product is annotated as intraflagellar transport protein 22 homolog. Bases 93 to 653 code for a protein of 186 amino acids. Gene Ontology annotation, molecular function: GTPase activity. Lineage: Eukaryota; Metazoa; Mollusca; Bivalvia; Mytilida; Mytilidae. The transcript has 6 exons. The record is from RefSeq and is a predicted model, not a curated record. Gene Ontology annotation, cellular component: endomembrane system. Gene Ontology annotation, biological process: intracellular protein transport.